Messenger RNA from Microplitis mediator, 2133 nucleotides. RefSeq lists its product as uncharacterized. The coding region runs from base 1 to 2133 and encodes 710 amino acids. The transcript has 5 exons. NCBI's taxonomy places the organism in Eukaryota, Metazoa, Arthropoda, Insecta, Hymenoptera, Braconidae. The record is from RefSeq and is a predicted model, not a curated record.
AUGAAACGUGCAGUCUUAAACAUCGAGAACCACGACGAGUACUGCUUUCUCUGGUGUGUUGUGGCAGCGACACACGAAGCUCACACUGGACAUCCGGAGAGGACAAUAUCGUACCCUCAAUACAGCAGCGUACUUCAGUAUGAAGACUCGGUACCGUUUGUUGUCUACGCAGACUUAGAGUGUACACUAGAGCCUCAGGGGGAUGAUGAUAUCCAAAAACACGUUCCACACAGCAUUGCAUUUUAUCGUCACUGUAAUUAUGACAAUAAUUUGUCAAAAAUUGAAAUUAAUCGAUCAUCUGAUUGCGUAAAGUGGUUUGUCAAUAAACUUGAAAAUUUCGCAUUUGAAGUUGAGCAAUAUUUAAACAAUCCUGUACCUAUGGAACCACUUGACAAACAGCAACAAAAGAGUCAUGAUCGGUCAACUGUUUGUCAUAUUUGCGAAAAAACAAUAGCCUCUUAUAAAGAAAAGUGCUAUGAUCAUUGUCAUUUUACGGGUAACUAUCGCGGACCUGCACACAUCUCAUGCAAUUUAAAUUACCCAAAAUCUCAUGUAAUACCGGUAGUAUUUCACAAUUUAUCUGGUUAUGAUUCGCAUUUCUUAAUUAAAUCAUUAGCAACAGUUUUUGAAGGUAAAGUUACAUUAUUGCCAAUUAAUAAAGAGCGAUAUAUAUCAUUUACAAAGUCAAUAGAUAAUAUAUCUGUAUCUUUACGCUUUAUCGAUUCAUUUAGAUUCAUGGCAUCAAGUUUAGAAAAAUUAGCAUCUUAUCUUGAUGAUGACAAUAAACAAAUUACAAGACUUCAUUACCCAGAUCCGGAAAAAUUCCAAUUAGUUACUCGCAAGGGUGUAUUCCCGUAUGAAUACAAAACAAACAUUGAUAAGCUUAAUGACAAACAGUUGCCCGAUCAAAACUCAUUUUUUUCCAAAUUAUCUAAUAAUGGUAUAACUGACGAUAAUUAUACAUUUGCUCAACUUGUCUGGAAUAAAUUUAACAUCAGUACAUUAGGCAAGUACUCUGAUCUAUAUCUUAAGACUGAUGUACUACUCUUGGCCGAUGUAUUUGAGAAUUUCAGACAAAAUUGUUUAAAUAAUUAUAACUUAGACCCGCUGCACUAUUAUACAGCGCCCGGAUUAGCUUUUGAUGCAAUGCUGAAAUACACCAAUGUGGAAUUGCAACUGUUGACUGACCCCAAAAUGGUACUUUUCAUUGAGAAAGGCUCAUUUGAGUGGGUUGAUGAAAAUGAUUUAAAUAAUGUAGAUAAAUUUUUAAAUACCAAUGACACUGUAGGAUAUAUUUUAGAAGUAGACUUGCACUAUUCUCAGGAGCUACAUGAGCUACACAAAGAUUUACCAUUGUGCCCUGAGCACUUUUUACCCCUAGGAAUGCAGUUGAAAAAAAUUCAUCGCGUACUUAAAUUUGAGCAAUCCCCAUGGCUAAAGACAUACAUCGACAAGAAUACAGACUGUAGGAAGGCUGCCCAAAAUGAGUUUGAGAAGAAUUUCUUCAAACUCAUGAAUAACGCAGUCUUCAGUAAGACUAUGGAGAAUGUUAGGAAACACAAAGAUGUUCAAUUGGUUACUAGAUGGUCUGGUCGAUAUGGUGCAUCAGACCUCAUUUGUAAACCUAACUUCCAUAGUCUUACUAUCUUUGACAAGGACAUAGUUAUAGUGGAAAUGAAAACAACCCAGGUAUACUUUGAUAAGCCUAUUUACACUGAGUUCACGAUUCUAGAUUCAUCAAAGACAUUUAUAUAUGAUUUCCACUAUAACUAUGUCAAACAGAACUUGACGAAUCAACAAUCUAAGUUGAUGUACACGGACACAGACAGUUUGAUUUACCACUUUAACGUGCCAGACAUCUACGAAAUCAUGAAACGUGAUAUUUCAAAAUUUGAUACGUCGGACUACCCCCCUCAAAAUUUGUACAAUAUGCCGAUAGCAAAUAAAAAGGUCCCAGGUCUAAUGAAAGAUGAGAAUAAUGGAAAAAUUAUGACUCAUUUCACCGGACUUAGGGCCAAACUAUAUGCAUACAAAAUUAUGGAUGAUAACAACACUAAAAAACGAGCAAAGGGAAUCAAAGGUCCGACGUUACGAACUAUCACUACUCAAUUAAAAGUUCUAAACAUGACGUGA